Cynoglossus semilaevis (tongue sole) is the source of this 2844-nucleotide messenger RNA. RefSeq names its product Ets2 repressor factor (gene erf). NCBI's taxonomy places the organism in Eukaryota, Metazoa, Chordata, Actinopteri, Pleuronectiformes, Cynoglossidae. Gene Ontology annotation, molecular function: DNA-binding transcription factor activity, RNA polymerase II-specific; sequence-specific DNA binding. The transcript is spliced from 6 exons. The record is from RefSeq and is a predicted model, not a curated record. Gene Ontology annotation, biological process: cell differentiation; regulation of transcription by RNA polymerase II. Gene Ontology annotation, cellular component: nucleus. The coding region runs from base 411 to 2327 and encodes 638 amino acids.
GAGCAGCAGAGAAGGAGAAUCCGCUAAAACCUCCACCCUCCUUUUUUUUCGAACUCUUCUUCUCCGGUGUGCUGGAGCUCCGCCGCCUCCACCUCCAGACACUCGGGGCAACUUUUCUCGCCCGUGUUCAAACGCACAAACACUCCGGUCUAAACUUUUUCAAGCUACCGUUACGAGAAAAACUGCAUGCAUUGACGGUUUUAUUUACUUUCAGUUGCUACGUUUGUCUCUAGCUUUUUUUUAAGCCGAACAUUUUAGUUUGAAAAGGGGCCGGAACAUUUUUUUUUAACCGAGGCUCCAGUGAGAACAAACCCCGAAGAAGGGAGUGGGUGUCUCGGCUAACAAGGCUACAGCUAACUCCUCUCCAAAGUUCCAAGUCGACGCAGAAGAGGAGGGAAAAGUGAGACGAAAUGAAAACCCCGGCAGAUACGGGGUUUGUUUUCCCAGACUGGGCCUACAAGCCCGAGUCCAGCCCCGGUUCUCGACAGAUCCAGCUCUGGCACUUCAUCCUGGAGCUGCUGAGGAAAGAGGAGUACCACGACGUCAUCGCCUGGCAGGGAGACUACGGCGAGUUCGUCAUCAAGGACCCGGACGAGGUGGCCCGUCUGUGGGGGGCCAGGAAGUGCAAACCACAGAUGAACUACGACAAGCUCAGCCGGGCUCUAAGAUACUACUACAACAAGCGGAUCCUCCACAAGACCAACGGGAAGAGAUUCACCUACAAGUUCAACUUCAACAAACUGGUGCUGGUCAACUACCCUUUCAUCGAAGUGGGCACUGGACGAGGAAUCCCACAGAGCGCCCCCCCAGUGCCGUCUGGCGGGACCCACUUCCGCUUCCCCCCCUCCACACCCUCAGAUGUCCUGUCCUCCAGCGAGGAGCUGCGCAGUCCGGGCAUGUUCAGCAGCGUGGCCCGACGGAUGGCCCGCGGCUCCGUCAGCGACUGCAGCGACGGGACCUCCACCAACUCUGAGCUGGAGGAGGCGGUGGGCGCCGAUGAGCGGGGGGUGGGGGCGGAGAGGGCCUUCAGGGGUCUGCUUCCUCCACGCCUGCCCCACGAGUCCCUCUUCAGAGUCUACGGCGGAGCUCCAAACCCCGCAGGCCUCCCCAGACAUGGACCCAGGGUCCACCCAGACCCCCUGUCUCCCUUCCCCGUCUCACCCCUGCCCGGUCCCGGUGGUCUCCUCGCGCCGACACUGUCCCCGGCCCUGUCCAUGACCCCGACCCCUCACCUGCCCUACACCCCCUCACCGUCCCUGUCCUCGCCCAUGAUGGGCUCCCACUUCUCCUUCAACCCGGAGGACAUGAAGCACUACCUGCAGGCCCACACCCAGUCCGUCUACAACUACCACCUCAGCCCCCGGGCCUUCCUCCACUACCCCAACAUCGUCAUCCCUCAGCCGCACCGCCCCACGCUGGAGAAACCGCCCACCCACCACCUCCAUCUGCCGCUCUCCCACCCCCUCGGCCCGCAUCCAGGAGGAGCAGAGGAGGUCCAGCAGCACCCGUCCCCCUUCAAGUUCAAGCUGCAGCCUCCCCCGCUGGGGAGAAAACAGAGGGAUUCAGGAAGUUCACUGGCUUCAGCUUCCUCCUCCUCCUCCUCCUCCUCCACCAGCCAGUCCUCGUUCUCUGGCUCUGGACAGUUAGGUGGUUCUGGUCUGGCUGCAGGUCCUCCAAAGAUCCAGGUGGAGCCCAUAUCUGACAUUGAGUCAGAGGAGGAGGUGGAGGUGACUGACAUCAGCGAAGAAGAGGAGAUGAAUCACAUUGAUGAAGGAGGCGUCUUCAACCCCGUGGCUCACUAUCGGCUCAACACCCACCACCACCACCAGCACCACCAGCACCAAGCUAACGGUACCAGCAGCAGCUGCCCCCCCGCUCCCCCCCACAACCACCAGGACGAGGACGACGACGAGGAGGUCUUCAAGACUCCCGCCACUCCUCCCCUCGGCAGUGCCGGCCCGCCUUUCCCACUCCUGAACCUGCAGAGCGAGCCGGGUCAGGCCGCGCCCAUCAGUCCCGGGGGCACGCGCUGCAUCCCCCUCAAGCUGCGCUUCAAGCGUCGCUGGAGCGAAGACCAGAAGAUGGAAGCGGAUGGAGAGAGGGACGAGGCGGAGGACAAGAAAGUCAGGGCUGACGGUGGACUGGAGACGAAGGGGGAGGCCAUGGAGGAGGCGGGGGGGAGGAAGAGAGGAGCGGAGCUGGAAAAUGUUGAGAGGAAAGGUGUUAUUUUGGGGCUGAUGCUCCCUCCACCUCCCACCCAGCGCAGAGCCAGCUCUGAGCUGCAGAGGGCGACGGCGCAGCUGUCGCUGGAAAACACCGGCUGCUGAGCUUCACGUGCACUGUCACGGGCACACUAAACACAAAGGAACUGCUCGUACACACACAGACACACACAGACACACACACCUCUGGAAGUGGCGUUUAACAGUUUGAUAUAGACCACAAUGCCUUGCAGCAGGUGUUUGUUGUUGGCGUGUGACUGUUUCUCUGUAGUCAAAUGCGGAGGGGUUUUUUUGGGCACUUUUCACUGACCUCACAGCCCCACACGCCCCUUAUGUUACUCCACCGUGACGACGUCCCCUCACUGGGCUUUAAAGGGACAGUCCAGCUUUUAUCAGUCGCUCAAUGCUGGAGGUCACAGUUGGUUUUGGCUUAAGUUCAGAAAGAUAAACGUUCAAAUUUGUUAUUUUGUGAUGUUUAAAAAAAAAACAACCAACCAGAACUCAGGCUGCUCCCAGAACUGGACCACAUGUCUGGACCGUCUCUUUGACCGUCCCACGUUUGUCCUCCGUCCUGAGCAUUAAUCAUUAUGAUCUAUAUAAAGAAUCAAUUUACCCCCCUGGA